ACUCGUGGUCACGACAGGAGGAGACUAGGCGGCCGCGCUCCCGCCCCGCCCCCCCUCCCCAGCUCGUCGCCGCCUCGGAGCCCCCUCCCAGCACCCCCAGCCUCGAGGCCGCUUGCCCAGACUCGCCCCAAACUUUUCCGCCCUAGGCUGGGGAGCCUGGACUCCAAGGCCUCCCCGCCGCCCCCUCUCUCGGUUCCGUCUCUGGUGGGUGGACUUGGAGCGCGCAGUCCCCCCAUCCGAGUCUCCCCCUCCAGUCUUUCUGGGGAGGGGCUCUCCGCGCUCGGGGGAGUUCCGGAGGGUCCCCCGCGCUCGCCUUUUCGUUGCGCGUCUGCACCUGGAUUAGUUGCUGAGCCGGGCUGCCUGCAGGAUGACCACGCUGGCCGGCGCCGUGCCCAGGAUGAUGCGGCCGGGCCCUGGCCAGAACUACCCGCGUAGCGGCUUCCCGCUGGAAGUGUCCACCCCCCUGGGCCAGGGCCGCGUCAACCAGCUCGGCGGCGUCUUUAUCAACGGCAGGCCCCUGCCCAACCACAUUCGCCACAAGAUCGUGGAGAUGGCCCACCACGGCAUCCGGCCCUGCGUCAUCUCGCGCCAGCUGCGCGUGUCCCACGGCUGCGUCUCAAAGAUCCUGUGCAGGUACCAGGAGACCGGCUCCAUCCGCCCGGGCGCCAUCGGCGGCAGCAAGCCCAAGCAGGUGACAACGCCUGACGUGGAGAAGAAAAUUGAGGAAUACAAAAGAGAGAACCCGGGCAUGUUCAGCUGGGAAAUCCGAGACAAAUUACUCAAGGACGCAGUCUGCGAUCGAAACACGGUGCCCUCAGUGAGCUCCAUCAGCCGCAUCCUGAGGAGUAAAUUCGGGAAAGGCGAAGAGGAGGAGGCUGACCUGGAGAGGAAGGAAGCAGAGGAGAGCGAGAAGAAGGCGAAACACAGCAUCGACGGCAUCCUGAGCGAGCGAGCCUCAGCACCCCAAUCAGAUGAAGGCUCUGACAUUGAUUCUGAACCAGAUUUACCACUAAAGAGGAAACAGCGCAGGAGCCGAACCACCUUCACAGCAGAACAACUUGAAGAACUGGAACGAGCUUUUGAGAGAACUCACUACCCUGAUAUUUAUACCAGGGAGGAGCUGGCACAGAGAGCAAAGCUCACCGAGGCCCGAGUACAGGUCUGGUUUAGCAACCGCCGCGCAAGAUGGAGGAAGCAAGCUGGGGCCAAUCAGUUGAUGGCUUUCAACCAUCUCAUUCCCGGAGGAUUCCCCCCCACUGCCAUGCCGACUCUGCCAACAUACCAGCUGUCGGAGACCUCUUACCAGCCCACAUCUAUUCCGCAAGCCGUGUCGGAUCCCAGCAGCACCGUUCACAGACCUCAACCGCUUCCUCCGAGCACUGUACAGCAAAGCACUCUUCCUUCCAACCCAGAGAGCAGCUCUGCCUACUGCCUCCCCAGCACCAGGCAUGGAUUUUCCAGCUAUACAGACAGCUUUGUACCUCCGUCUGGGCCCUCCAACCCCAUGAACCCCGCCAUUGGCAAUGGCCUCUCACCUCAGGUAAUGGGACUCCUGACCAACCACGGCGGGGUACCUCAUCAGCCCCAGACCGAUUAUGCGCUCUCCCCCCUCACAGGGGGCCUGGAACCUACCACCACGGUGUCGGCCAGCUGCAGUCAGAGACUAGAUCAUAUGAAGAGCUUGGACAGUCUUCCAACAUCUCAGUCCUAUUGUCCACCCACCUAUAGCACCACGGGCUACAGUAUGGACCCCGUCACAGGCUACCAAUAUGGGCAGUAUGGACAAAGUGCCUUUCAUUAUCUCAAGCCAGAUAUUGCGUAAGUGAACUGUCCACUUGGAGCUAUAGCUGGCCCUGUCUCUGGUCUCCACAACCUAGACAUGAAGAAUCUUCUCAGAACAAAAUGUCUCCCUUCUGGGGGGCAGUCCCUACAGGAGAGUGAUUGAUUUUCUUCUCCAGUGGUUGGUUUCAGAUUCUUUUGAACAUGUUGGACAAAAGUAAUUGAGAAGAGGAAGACCUGGAGCAAUAAGAGACAAAAGCAGCUUUUUAAGGCAAUGGUUUAACAUGGCUACGUAUCAGAAUAUCCCGUCCUUAGUGCUGAUGAUCAAGGAGCUAAAACAUUCCAUUGUGUGUGUGUGUGUCUGUGUGUGUGUCUGUGUGUCUGUCUGACUGAGAUUCACCUGGACUGGUUUGGGCAAGCAGCAUGUCCUAAAAUAUAAUAGGAGAAUCCUAUAAAGUAUAACUUUUUUUGAUGUCAAAUGCUGACACUUCUACAGAGUUAAAACUUCCUUAAUGAAGCAGGAGUGGAGGACUCCUUUGCUUUCACACACUGGAAAUGGAUUUAAAAAUAAAUGCCACCAUUUUUAGGAAGCAAGGCUAGAUGUAAAGGACUUGCCAAAUAAAUUAUUUGUUAUCUUGUCCUCAUUCGUAAUCCAGUUGCCAAUAAAUGUCAUGGACACAUCUUGCUCACAGGGUAUGGGAUAACAGGAAGAACAGCUGGUUUUCUUUUUUUGAUGUGGGGCGAGGUGUCUGAUGCUUUCCCAGUUCAGAUUCAUUUGGAAGCCAACCUAGAGGAUGGGAAGAGCAUGGUGGAGAAGUGCUGUGCUUUCCCACAACUGCUUAUCAGUGUGCAAUACUUUGUACCUCACGGAUGCUCUGGCAAUGGCCAAGGCGUUGGAAACAGAAUCCUAACUGUAUUUUUGCAGGUGCUUUUCUUUUUGCAGCCUGAUAGUCAUGGUGGUAGAAUGCAGUGAUGUUUACCAUUUGCUAGACAACCAACACACGGCUUGCUCCUUUUGACUAGAGACCAUGUCAGAUAACAAUGCUUUUAAAAUGAUCACGUUUACAUUCUUUUCUUUUCUAUGAAAGGCAGGGCAAGAACAGAAAUGUCCAUGUGGCUCUCAUGUACUUUUAAAUUAUACAACGAUAUCCAAUAUUAAAAGACUAUAGGAACUGAGGUUUACAUACGUUUGUGUGGUGACAUUUUAGAAUGUCAAUAAAUUUGUUCUUUGAAAUGUUAAGAGGAACAAGAAGGUGGGAGGCAGUGUUAUUUAUUUCUCUCUAUUCUUGGAACAAUGAAUGAGGUAGGCACAAAUACAUUCCUUAUAGAGUUAAGAACUAUGACGUAGUGAGUUAGUGAGACUAGACAUAGUACCGAGUUUAGUGCGUACAUUGGUCUUAGAGGGCAAUGGAACAAAAGAAGUACUAUCUUUGUGUUGCAGCCUCAACCAACAAUAGUGUGUUGUAAAAAUGUCUUUCAUGUAAAAAGUGCAGUAAAUAUUUACUAUUUAUAAUGAAUAAACAGUUAUGAAAACUUG
Molecule: messenger RNA, 3316 nt
Organism: Trichechus manatus latirostris (Florida manatee)
Lineage: Eukaryota; Metazoa; Chordata; Mammalia; Sirenia; Trichechidae
Gene: PAX3
Product: paired box 3
Exons: 9
Coding region: 368-1822 (484 amino acids)
Biological process (GO): regulation of transcription by RNA polymerase II; anatomical structure development
Molecular function (GO): RNA polymerase II cis-regulatory region sequence-specific DNA binding; DNA-binding transcription factor activity, RNA polymerase II-specific
Source: RefSeq, a predicted model, not a curated record